AUGCUGAAUAUUACAUGUAUCGGCACUGUCGUGCAAACCUCGACCCACCAUGGCGUAAUGUUUGGAAAGCCGGUCAUUUACCCGGACGGCUACACGAUGGAGCGCGCUGUCUUCUCGUCCUCGCAACAGCCUGCAGCGCAGGCACCAAAGGUCACUUUCGCCUACAAGGCGCCGUCCACCACCUCGGCGGUGGUUUUGAAGGAUGAGCCGUACUUCACAGCAACCAUCCGCUGGGUGAGUGGGCAGCCCACCUUCACUAUUACACGCAGCGACACCCCCACGGACAAGACAUACACAGACAGCAAGUCCGCCACGACCGCCUGGCGCAAAGCGCUCGAGGAUGCCGUAAAGGACUUCCCUGGCCGGCAAGCCCAACUGCCAGUGCCAGCUGACCCCAAGUCGAAGUUGCAGGUGAACGGGAUUCGACUGUAUGGCCUGCACUUGAAAGAUGUCCACGAUGAGCUGUUAGCGUUGCCAGGAGGUCAAGCCGCUUUGGACGCUGCCGCUGCUUCUGCUGCAGCACGGGCGACCUCGACCGUAACAGCUGUCGCGGCGGAACUUGACGCACGCAGCACGAGUCUUCUCUCCUCUCAUGGGUCCCGGUCCCAGUCCCGGUCCCAGUCCCAGACAAAGACACAGCCCCGUCACACCACCUCGCCAACGCCGAAGAGCACCUCCAAGCAACCCGCCGAGGCACACAGUAGCGCACGCUCCAGCAAGAGACGAACUGAUCCCAGCCGUCGCGCUUCGGUGGACAAGGAUGCAUCACCGGCGGCAUCCACGGCAGGUGUGAGCGCCACAGUCAUCAUUGGCAGUCAGCCCUUGACGGAUGGAGCGGCGAUAAUCCCAGAGAAGAGGCGGCGGACGCGCAGGCCGAAAGGCCUCGACGAGGCUACCGCCACGCCAGAGUCUAUCGCCGCGAUCGGUGGAGAGACGGCGGCCAUCAUGACUGCUGCCCCGGUAAAGCGGCGGCGCACGUCCAGCAAGAAAAGUUUGGAGACCGCGCGUGCACUGGCGGUGGCGCCAGCACCGGUGGCCGUUACUGUGGUGUGCCCGGACUGCGGUUCGGGUGACACGCCGUUCUGCGCCACGACAGGAAAGCCGCACGCUGGGGCGGUGCAGCGCGAGAACCGCCAGCGAGGGGAGGUUCACCUGCCCGGUGCAGCCCGCAAGCUUCGGCGACGCGUGUCAAAGCAGCCCCUGGGGGCUCACGCAGCGGCAGGCGCAGGCGGUGAGGUGAAGGCGGUGAUCGUGACCGGGGCAGAAGACGACGGCAGCGCUGUCGACGCAGGGAACGUGGCUGCUGCUGCCAGGAAUCCCCGUCGGAAGCGUCUGCGUGCUGACAAUGAGGCGAAGCAGACAUCUGGGGACGGCCCCGGUGCGUCCGCUGACGGUACGAAGGAGAAGCCGACUCGCGCUCGUCGGGCACGCAAGACGAAGGAUGGGGCCGCUGCCGCAGCACCGUCUUCGGAGUCAUUGGCGGAGGGCACCACGGUCAUCAGGGGUGACACCGCCGUUGUCUCUCCUGUCGCAGUGGUGGUGGAAGCGCCACCUGUUCCGGCCGAGGAGCCGGCGUACACGUACCCGCCGCUGCGCCCCCCGCUCACCCUUCGCGAGCACCACAAGGCGGCCCACCUACUGCAAGAGAGCUGGAAGGUGCAGUACGGAGACGGACCAGUGCUGCCGGCGGCCGUGGCGGCGGUGCCGCUCGCACUCGUGCCGGCAAAGCGCGUGGCAGCGGCCGGAGCGAAUCGCCGGCGAAAAGGCCACGGUGGGGCCGCGGUUGGCGGCGCUGGCGGCGAGGAGGGUAAGCAAUCCGAUGAUGACGAGGACGGAGGGGAGGAGGAGACCGGUGGUGCGCGCUCGAAGGACGGAGACGAAGACGGCGAUGCCAACGUCGACAAGGACACCACAAAGAGCGGACUUAGCAGCGCCGUUGGCAGUCCGACAUCAACUGCCGUUGCUGCUGUGGCGGUCCCGACGAUGGUGCACCCUCUGGAGGUGACGCAGCUGGCCACCAGUGUUGCCGGUAAGCGGCUUUCGCGGUUCCUGGUGCAGUACACAAGCGAGCGCACUUUCUUCGACUUGCUGAAGAACUCCUCGUCCGCGGCGGACGGCAGUGCGGGAAGGAAAACACCUAAGCGGCCAGCGCAGCAGACGUCGGCUGGUGGCGACGCCGGUGCCGGAGGUGAGGGGGACGGGAAGGCGCACACAAUAGCGAACGAUGGCGAUGAAAAGCAUGUUGUGGAAGUGUCAGGAGCAUCGCCAACAGGGGAGCAGCAAGCUUCAGUCAUGCGCGAGGCGGACAUUGUCGACGGCGCAGUGUCAUCCGCCGCCACCGCAUCCUCGUGA
Molecule: messenger RNA, 2352 nt
Organism: Leishmania mexicana MHOM/GT/2001/U1103
Lineage: Eukaryota; Euglenozoa; Kinetoplastea; Trypanosomatida; Trypanosomatidae
Exons: 1
Coding region: 1-2352 (783 amino acids)
Cellular component (GO): nucleus
Source: RefSeq, a predicted model, not a curated record